Molecule: messenger RNA, 273 nt
Organism: Penicillium olsonii
Lineage: Eukaryota; Fungi; Ascomycota; Eurotiomycetes; Eurotiales; Aspergillaceae
Source: the annotation of a GenBank genome assembly
AUGCUUCGUCAAUCCAUUGUCCGUUCCUCCAACACCGCCAGCCGGGCAGUGUUCACCCGCUCAUUCUCGGCGGCUGUCCCCCGUCUGGGUGAGGGUGACACCGGCGCUCCCCGCAGCUCCGGCGGCAAGAGCACUGGUGACUCUUUCAGCCGCCGCGAAGCUGCCCAAGAGAGCCUCUACAUUCGUGAGAAGGAACUCGAGAAGCUCGCCCAGCUGAAGAAGAAGAUCGGCGAGCAGCGCCAGCACCUCGAUGACCUCGAGAACCACAUGUAA